AUGGCUACUAGUAAUCCAGCGACCAAGCUUGAGGGAAGAUACUAUGCUCUUGUUGUUUGUUGGCUUCUUGGGAAUGGAUGUCUUUUUUCUUGGAACAGUAUGCUCACAAUAGUCGAUUAUUACGGUUAUUUGUUCCCUCGAUAUCAUCCAUCGAGAAUCCUUACCCUUGCAUAUCAGAUAUUUGCCAUUGGAACACUUAGUCUUCUUGCUUACAAAGAGGCAAAAAUCAAUACCAGACUCCGUAAUUUGUUUGGAUAUAGUCUUUUUUUCCUUAGUUGUCUUGCUGUUCUAGUGUUAGAUUUAGCUACCUCGGGAAAAGGAGGGAUUGGAUCUUUCGUUGGAGUCUGUGUUAUUAGUGCUGCGUUUGGUCUUGCCGAUGCACAUGUUCAAGGUGGAAUGAUUGGAGAUCUUUCUUUGAUGAGACCAGAGUUUGUUCAGUCGUAUCUAGCUGGCUUAGCUGCUUCAGGAGCACUAACCUCUGGAUUAAGGUUGAUCACAAAAGCAGCAUUUGAAAACUCGAGGGAUGGCCUUCGCAAGGGAGCUAUUUUGUUCUUUGCCAUAUCUGCAUUCUUUGAGUUGCUUUGCGUCCUUUUGUAUGCAUAUGUGUUUCCAAAGAUACCAAUUGUGAAAUACUACCGCGCACGAGCUGCCGCUCAAGGAUCUAAAACUGUAUCGGCCGACCUUGCAGCUGGAGGCAACCAAGACUUACCAGUGACACAGGAGGAUGAUGUUCCAACAUCAAAUCAGCGGUUAAGCAACAAACAGUUGUUGUCAAAGAACUUAGAUUACGGAAUCAACUUAUUCUUGGUAUAUCUACUAACACUUAGCAUUUUCCCUGGAUUUCUAUCGGAGGACACCGGAAAACACAGUUUAGGAGACUGGUAUGCGUUAGUGUUGAUAGCGAUGUACAACGUAUGGGAUUUGGUUGGAAGGUAUAUUCCAUUGAUUGAGAGGUUAAAGAUGGAGUCAAGGAAAGGCCUUACGAUAACAUCAUUGGGACGUUUCUUGUUGGUUCCUGCUUUCUAUUUCACAGCCAGAUAUGGGAACCAAGGAUGGAUGAUUUUCUUGACGUCGUUUUUGGGAUUAAGCAAUGGAUAUUUAACGGUUUGUAUCCUCACAUCAGCACCAAAGGGUUACACGGCACCGGAGCAAAAUGCAUUAGGAAACUAUUUGGUGUUAUUUUUGUCUGGAGGGAUGUUUGCAGGAGUCACUUCUGAUUGGCUUUGGCUAAUUGGUAAGGGUUGGUGA
This is a messenger RNA of Arabis nemorensis, 1248 nucleotides long. Lineage: Eukaryota; Viridiplantae; Streptophyta; Magnoliopsida; Brassicales; Brassicaceae. The record is from the annotation of a GenBank genome assembly.